This is a messenger RNA of Phytophthora nicotianae INRA-310, 256 nucleotides long. RefSeq lists its product as hypothetical. The transcript has a single exon. NCBI's taxonomy places the organism in Eukaryota, Oomycota, Peronosporomycetes, Peronosporales, Peronosporaceae. The annotation marks the transcript as partial. The record is from RefSeq and is a predicted model, not a curated record.
AGCCAUUGCUUUGGACAAUUUCGCGGUUCCUGGUCGGCAUGGUGUCCGUGUGCUCAGCGAGAUCAAGAUCGAGAAUGGUGUUUACGUCGCUGCAGCUUACAACCAUCAAAGCGUCGGGCAUGCUUUCGUUCUCACAGUCCACGACAACAACCGGCUUUUCUACGAUUUGGAAGAAGGUAAGCCUGUCGAGUUAGUGGAGGAUUGGAUUGAUUUCUAUGCAUUUGUUCGUUCGUUCAUUGUCUGCAAGCAGAAUUAA